Paramecium tetraurelia is the source of this 708-nucleotide messenger RNA. RefSeq lists its product as uncharacterized. Lineage: Eukaryota; Ciliophora; Oligohymenophorea; Peniculida; Parameciidae. Gene Ontology annotation, molecular function: GTPase activity; GTP binding. The transcript has 3 exons. Gene Ontology annotation, biological process: protein secretion; regulation of exocytosis. The record is from RefSeq and is a predicted model, not a curated record.
AUGGCUAACAGAGAAUAUGAUUAUUUGUUUAAAUUAGUUAUAAUAGGGAACAGUGGAGUUGGAAAGUCUGCUCUUUUAUUAAGAUUUGCUGAUGACACUUUUAGUGAAAAUUACAUAACAACAAUAGGAGUUGAUUUUAGAUUCAAAACAUUAAAAGUUGAUAAUAAAGGCUUAAAGUUAUAAAUUUGGGAUACUGCUGGAUAGGAAAGAUUCAGGACAAUUACUAAUGCCUAUUAUAAAGGGGCUGAUGCAAUUGUUAUUGUCUAUGACACAACAUGUUAGCAAUCCUUUGAUGAUAUUGAAAAGUUCUGGUUGAAUGAGAUAGAGAGUUAUGCUGAGAAGAAUGCUGAACUCUUAUUGUUGGGAAACAAAUCAGAUCUUAGUACAAAAUAAGUUUAAAGUGAGAGAGUGCAAGAGUAUGCUUAGAAAAGAAAUAUGAUGUUCUUUGAAACCAGUGCUAAGACUGCUGAUGGAGUUGAAGAAGCCUUCAAGAAAAUCGCAAUUAAAUUAAUGGCGAAAAGAAAUUAAUAGGUCUAGGAUAAGAGGAAUAAAAGAAAAUAAUAAAAAUAAUCAUCAUCAUCUUCAUUGAGAACAGAUGAUAGUCAACAAUAUGGUGAUGGGAAAUAGGAUGAUGAAAAAAGUAAUGUCAAUUUAUGGGCAAAUAAUAGCACAGAAUAGGCAAAAUAAGGUUAACAAUGCUAAUGUUGA